UUCAUAUUAAUAGUAUUUAUAUUUAAUUUAUUACGUUGUUUAUUAUAUAAGCGUUCAAUUUAUCUUAUUCUACAAUGAAUUUCGCUCGAAAAAUAUGUACUAUAAGGAACCAAACACUAAGCACGAAUUUCAGCCGAAAAUUUCGUAUUUCCGCUAAGAACUUCGAAUCUUCUCACGCUUCACAACCACAGGUGCAAGAAGAGAAGUUCGACUUCGAGGACUUGAAUGUGUUAGAGCGAACAGAGCGACGCAAGCCCAAAAUAAAUCCAUUCAUUAAAGAUGUAUUUGUGUCCGUGUUCAACAAAGAAUUACUAGCCUACCCGGAGAUUCUGAACAAAGAGGAGACAGAAAAUUUAAACGCAAGGCUGGCUGCACUUGAAAAAGUUUUCUACGACCCGUCAAAAACAAGGGAAGAACGUAAAAUGGCGUUGAAAAGGACUAGAAUGUAUGCUGCACCAGUAUCAUUGACAAAUAAUGGUUUGGCGGCAAACCACACAGAGAGCUUACAGUACCUUGAUGUAAUAUCCUCCGACGUGGACCUUGGACAGGAAAUAAGUGACCACUGGGUGUGUUUAGAAGCGGUACGGAAGGGUUUGGAAGAGGAUAAGUAUCAGCAAAUCGUUGACGAUCUAAUAACAGGAGAUAGGCCCUUAAAAUUGUGCAUUAAAGAGAAGGUCGCUGAGAGGAUUACGCAAGCAGAUUUCAGGACACACGCUGAAUUAGAUGGACAAGGUGUAUGGAGGAUUUCCGGAGAAAAGUACUGCACUUCCGAUGGAGUCGAUGAAUAUCUCCUAGUGUUGUCGUCGUUUGAAAGCGAUCGUGUGAGAGCUUUCCUCGUCCAUCCCAACGCAAAAGGCAUUGAACACAAUGGAUCAUUUAUAACCUUCAGACAGACACCAGGCACUCCACUAAAUAUGGUGACUGAGCAAGCAUUAGCACAAAUUCUAGGAACGUCUAGACUGCACGCCGCAACGCUAUGCAGGAAUGUAUUAAGACGAGGUGUACAGUCGUGUAUCGAAUACAUAAAGCCAAGAGUGUUUUCUGGUAAGCCAGUUUCCGAGCUUUCCACCAUCAGGUCGACGAUCGGCGAAGCUGUUCUGGACAUUUAUGCCAGUGAGAGUGCAGACUAUUUCACAGCCGGGCUUCUGGACGGAUACGAAAGCCCUGAUGCUGAGAUGGAAAUGGCGAUGUGCAGAAACAUUAUGGUGGACCGCGGUAUAACUUCAAUGUUGAAUCUGCUCACUAUACCGGCGUUAGAGCAGGAGGAGGAAUGCAAGCGGCUAUUAGACGACAUGCGCCAUCUAGCGGCACGCGGGGAAAGCAUGGGAUCGAUCAAUAUGUUCAUAGCCCUCAAUGGAAUACAUCACGCUGGUAAACAUAUGGCAGAGGAGGUGAAGCAAAUCAGGAACCCUCUAUACCAUCCAGGGUUCAUACUGAAGAAGGUAUUCGAGAGCAGACAUCAGGAGAAUGACAACCCCAAACUGAACUUAUAUUUAGCUGAACACCUCCAUCCAACGCUCAAGCCGCCCUCAGAAAACCUGGAAUACUGCGUUUUACGCAUGAAAUACGCUUGCGAGACUCUCAUGAGCAGACACGGGUUAGAUGUCGCCAGUGCUUUCACUGAAUUAAAUAGAUUAGCUAUAGCUGGUACAGAAAUCUUAGCCAUGACUGCGGUGCUAGCGAGAGCUUCAAGGUCGUAUUGCAUCGGUUUACACAACGCCGAGUUAGAAAUGAAGUUAGCAGCAUGUUACGUAGACUCUGCCAAGGAGAAAGUGCGGAAAUUGAUCAAGGAAAUAGAUGACGGUGAAUUCAUUAAUUUGGACCAUUUCAAGAUACAAUUCGGUAAGAAGACCAUUGAAGGUACCAGCAAUUUAGUAGAAAAACCUAUAGCAAGAACAUUUUGGUGA
Chilo suppressalis (striped riceborer) is the source of this 1907-nucleotide messenger RNA. The record is from the annotation of a GenBank genome assembly. Lineage: Eukaryota; Metazoa; Arthropoda; Insecta; Lepidoptera; Crambidae.